UUGACUAAAAUACCAAAUAGAAACCCCCAUAAGAAAAAGAAGAAAAACCACCAUAAAUAUCAAGCUCGAUGCACAAAUUUCUUUCCCUCUUACACUCACCAAACCUUUAAAAAAGCAAAACCAAGACAUCCCACAUCUCAUAUUUCCAUUUUUUGAUUCUUCGUUCCUCCAAUAAUUCUCUCUUCUACCAUUCAUUCAUUUUAUGGUCAUUGGCCAUGACCCAAACCAUGUCAGGCCCAAAUGACUGGCUCCAAUUCUACAACCAAAAUCUCACACCUUCAAUCCCUGACUUCACCGUUACUACUGCAGCUGCUACUACUGCUAUCGUCGCGGCCACGAGUCCUCCACAGGACAUGCCGAAUUUGAGCCCAUCAGGCUCGACCCAUUUAAGCCCGGAGGGGCGCGUGGCUAAGCCCACGCGCCGUCGCUCCCGGGCCUCACGGCGAACUCCGACCACUCUCCUCAACACAGACACCACAAACUUCCGGGCCAUGGUCCAACAAUUCACCGGAGGCCCGAGUGCACCCUUUGCAUCAAACCCAUCAUUAGCACCACAAGUUUUGCCAAACCUCAUGGGCUUUGGGUUCCCCUCACGCCCUGUCCCGAGCCCAACCACCCUCGUCAUGUCACCACCCCCUAUAACAAAUCUUCAACAACAACACAUGUUUCAGCAGCAAAACCAACAGUACAAUUUGUAUAGUACUGGUGGUGGCGCACAAGGUGGAGGAGACAGCAACAACAACAUGUUUUUUCAGAGACUAAGCAACAACGUUAACCCAAUGAGUUCUCCAACAAGCAAUGUUGUUGUUAGCAAUAGUAACCGUGGUGAUGGUGGGGCUGUGAAUAUGGAUCAUGGACGUUUCUUUCCAAACACUUCUUCUUCUUCUUGAUUGAUGAAUCUGAAUCUGAAUCUGAUUAAAGAAGAAGAUGAAGAAAUUAAGCACUUCAUUAUUCUCCAGUAGGAACACGGGUAGCAGUUUUUUUUGUUUUUGUUUUUCUUUGGUCCGCAUGCUGAGGCUCGAAAGUGACAUAAAGCAGACAGUUAGGUGCUAACUUGGCCAGAAUUGUUGACCAACCAAUGUAAAAUACUAUUAUUAUAAUAGUACACUCUUCUUUAGGUUUUUAAUUACUUUUAUUAUUACUACUGUUAUUUACUUUUUUUUUUUUUUUUUUUUUACUUUUAGUUUUUGUUGUUGUUGUUGGAAUUGGGCUCUGCUUCUAGAUAGCCCUGGAUGGCGCAACCAAUCCCAAUGCCCACUUUUUUGUUUUUUAUUUUCUUUCUUUUUUGUAUCUUUCAACUUUUCAAGUACUUGAUUAAUUAAA
Molecule: messenger RNA, 1323 nt
Organism: Glycine soja
Lineage: Eukaryota; Viridiplantae; Streptophyta; Magnoliopsida; Fabales; Fabaceae
Product: VQ motif-containing protein 22-like
Exons: 1
Coding region: 216-890 (224 amino acids)
Source: RefSeq, a predicted model, not a curated record